AUGGAGGACGCACGGCUCUGGUGGUCGCUGCUCGCGGCGCUGCUGAUUGCGGCAGUGAACACCACCGGCGGUUACGCCAGAUGCGUGUCAUACAACAAAAUCCAGAGCGUAUGGUUCUACCCUGACAAGAAGGACCUGUGCUCGCUGGCUGAGUGCUACUGCUGGUGUGAUCGACAUGGCUACUUCUUCACCAUCUUCAUUCCGACCCAGGAAACCUCGGACCGAGUGCCCAACAACCAAGGCCAGCUUGUGCAGAAGACAGGCAAGUGCUGGUGUCACAACAACGGUGGGUACGCAUGGCGCUCCAAGCGAACAGCGAUGGCAGAUUGCAAUCAGAAGAAACACGCCAUCAUGGUGAAAAACGGCUUCAGCAAGAACGUCCGAAAAAAGAAUGAGUUUUACAAUUGCGCCGUGGAGCUUCCAGCUGCAGGAGCGCGGUCCACCGCCGUGAAGUCCUCAUUUCCACCCGCCGGCGGUUCAGCGAUCAGCCAGUGCACAGGAGGACAGAAGUGCUACUCCUCGGUACGAGUGCCAAAGCAGAAUAUCAAGAUAGCCGGAGCGAAGUCCAACGCGGAUUGCUAUUGCAAGUGCUACAAGAAGGGCUACUAUUUUGCAGGAUGGGUCGCUGCAUCCAAGCAGUGCAACUGCUUCAACGUCAAGAUCAAGGGCUUGCCGACUGUUCCCUGCAGCGGAGCAAAAUGGACGGUUCAGUUAAAAUCGAGCUUGAAGAAAAGCUCUUGCUGUACGGCAGCCGCUCAGCCAUCCCCGUCCGGCCAGUCGAGGUCGCAGGGAAUGCCAGGAGGCCCGCCGCCGAAGCCAGGCGGGCAAUCAAGGUCGCAGGGAAUGCCAGGAGGCCCGCCGCCGAAGCCCGGCCAGUCGAGGUCGCAGGGAAUGCCAGGAGGCCCGCCGCCGAAGCCCGGAUCAAGGUCGCAGGGAAUGCCAGGAGGCCCGCCGCCGGUGCCCGGCCAGUCGAGGUCGCAGGGAAUGCCAGGAGGCCCGCCGAAGCCCGGCCAGUCGAGGUCGCAGGGAAUGCCAGGAGGCCCGCCGAAGCCCGGUCAGCCCCCGAGCAGUCGGUCGCAGGGCAUGCCCGGCGGACCUCCUCCCGGGCUGCCCGAUGACUUCUCUGAAAAAGCCCCAGAAACUUUCCUGCCACCGUUCGACGAUAACUUUGACUACACCUUCGCCUACCCGCCGGUCGAAGACUUGCCUGCAGACUGGCUGGAUAUAACGUUCGUGGACCUGCCGCCCGAGGACCACAGCUGGCCGCCAUCCAACAUCGACCCUCCGUCAUAUCUCUUCAAUGUUAUUUACAUCGACGUACUGGAACCGCCGCCCGAAUCUGCCGACUGGAUCAUCGUUGACUGGCCCUGGGAUGACGUGCCGAUGAUCAUGGACGACUUCGGCUACCCGCUGGCCGACUUCCUGAUGCCGCUGGAGUUUGGCGAUCCGAGCGACUGGGAGCCAGAGGGCGACAUGAUGAUGGACCCGACCGACUGGGAAUGGCCGUCCGACCCCGCCUGGAUCACGUACCCCGACAUGAACUCGUUCCUGCCCGAGCACCUGACGUCGAUGGGCUUCAUAGAGUACAGCUAGUGGGCUGCUGUCCUGGCCGCGGGGCGUGGAUUUGCGUGCUGGAAGUCCC
Messenger RNA from Pollicipes pollicipes, 1642 nucleotides. RefSeq lists its product as uncharacterized. The transcript has 18 exons. The record is from RefSeq and is a predicted model, not a curated record. NCBI's taxonomy places the organism in Eukaryota, Metazoa, Arthropoda, Thecostraca, Pollicipedomorpha, Pollicipedidae. Bases 1 to 1593 code for a protein of 530 amino acids.